Molecule: messenger RNA, 884 nt
Organism: Paralichthys olivaceus (Japanese flounder)
Lineage: Eukaryota; Metazoa; Chordata; Actinopteri; Pleuronectiformes; Paralichthyidae
Source: RefSeq, a predicted model, not a curated record
GGAGAAGGGGUGGGAAUGCGCGCACAAAGGGGAGGGAUACGCUAGCUGGUUGUAGCGUUGCCAUGUGUGCAGGGAGCGUACCCCCAAAAAGCUCCAGUGGGGAAAGUUCAGUCGGUGUUUGCAGCCUGAUCCUCAGAAGCCCCGGUAGUCUUAUCUCCUCUGUGCGGUUCAAGGUCCGAGCGCGGUUUCAUUUUUAAGAGCGCGGCUCCUCCGCUUGCACAACUUUAUAUUUCCUCUCGUGUGAAGCAACCGGCGUGCUGCGGUACUACCGUCACUCCGCUCAGGGUUUUCUUUCGUAAAGUUUUGCUGAGACCAGGCCGUGCAGUAUGUCCGCCACACGGAUGCAGCUGCUGUCACCCAGAAAUGUUCGGUUUCUUAGCCGGGGGCGAAGCGACUUGUUAGCCGGUAGCAGCAGCGGAGCGCAGCGGGCCGGCGGUGUUCCCACUCCCAGGGUCCGCUCACUGACCUGUCCCCCUCUGUCCCCCUCCUAUCCCGGCAGAGCCUUAUCGAGUCUGAGCGCGACGCGACACGGGCUCCCCAAAGAGAAAAUGUCCGAAAACGGAGUGGUGUCCCGGGCCAAGGUGUUGACCAUCGACACCAUGAACCCCACGGUGAAGAAGGUGGAGUACGCGGUGCGGGGGCCCAUCGUGCAGCGGGCUGUGGAGCUGGAGAGGGAGCUCUCAGAGGUUUGUAGCCUCUGCAUGGACCACACUCUGUUUUACAUUUGCAUCUCAACUUUGUAUAUGGAAAUACAGUACGUGUCUUCCUUACACCAGUCAGCUAACAUCUCAUCGACAGUGCAGUGCAGCCUUUGUGCAAGUUUGAACUUUUAUUUCACUGCAACUUACUUUGAACCUUCUCGCGUCUGAAAACCCCCAACGACU